CUCUGUGCGCCGCGCGCGGGCAGUGCCGCCGCCAUGGUGCAGCUCGGGAGCCGCCUCCUGAGGGGCUACCGCGGCGGCCACGUCGUCAUCCGCUUCGCGCUCGGGGGCUGCACCAACCGGCCGUUCUUCCGCAUCGUGGCGGCCAACAGCAGGCGCGCCCGCGACGGGAAGUACCUGGAGCAGCUCGGCUGCCUUGACCCGCUGCCCAACGCGCACGGCGAGAAGGUGGCGGGGCUCAACCUGGAGCGGCUGCGGUACUGGCUGGGCUGCGGCGCGCAGCUCUCCCGGCCCGCCGAGAAGCUCCUGGGGCUGGCGGGGUUCCUGCCGCUCCACCCCAUGACGGUGACCGGCGCCGAGAGGCUGCGCCGGCGACGACAGCGCGAGCAGCAGCCCGAGGCUGCCCCUGCGGACGGCUCGGCCGAGCCCGGCACCGCGCCCUGACACCGGGAGGGUCUCGGGCGGCCGGGACUGCACCGGCCCGCGGACUCCUCCUGCCCUGUCAGUGCAUCUGACCCCAUUAAAAUGUUACCUCUACACCGUCCAUCUGCUGCUUUCUCCAGAGUCUUCUCAAUCAAAGUUCACUGUUGCCAAAUUUAGUGGAUGAAGGAGGUUUUGGUGCUCUAGUGCAGUGCAGGACCGUUCCAGAGGAAUGUGCAACGCUUCCUAGGCAUGCCACAGGCUCCAGGUGCUCUGCCUGCAGUAGUGGCAUGUCCUCUGCCAGCUGCCCUUGGCCUGCUCCCCUUGUCAAGUGUUUUGAGUCCUGGCUGGGAUUUACUGUAACAGAGCGGUCCAGAGGUUCAGGGGAGGCCUGGCACAGACAAAUGCCAAUGGAAGUGCAGCUGGUUUUCUGUUUACUUUCUUCAGAGAGGUUCUGGGCCUAUUUGUUCAUUUAAAAGCAAAAGAGAAAUAUUUCAGUCUCAUGUGAAAAGGAGCUGAGGAAGUGAACUACAAGUCCUGUUAUUUAAUCACAUAUUUGACCCUGCUCCAAGAGACAAGAAACCCAUCAAAGUCUCUCUCCUACUUCAGAUGCACCCUAAGCUUUUUGGGGUUCCUUUGCUGCAACUCUUAGAUGAUUUUACAAAUACCAGAGGAAGACAAGUUUCCAGUGUUGCAUCUCUAUAAAGCUGGUAGUGUAACCAGCCCAGCAGAGGAUGAGUUGACAAAAUAUUUUAAGAAAAGGGCCUGGCUUGUUCUCACAAUACUGAGAAAGAGUGGUUUCAUUUCUGCUCAUGGGUGAAAGAUUAGGUGAAUAAACAGCUGUUCUUGGAAGUGA
Messenger RNA from Pseudopodoces humilis (Tibetan ground-tit), 1273 nucleotides. RefSeq names its product mitochondrial ribosomal protein S16 (gene MRPS16). Gene Ontology annotation, cellular component: ribosome; mitochondrial small ribosomal subunit. The record is from RefSeq and is a predicted model, not a curated record. Gene Ontology annotation, biological process: mitochondrial translation. Gene Ontology annotation, molecular function: structural constituent of ribosome. Lineage: Eukaryota; Metazoa; Chordata; Aves; Passeriformes; Paridae.